Odocoileus virginianus texanus is the source of this 2936-nucleotide messenger RNA. NCBI's taxonomy places the organism in Eukaryota, Metazoa, Chordata, Mammalia, Artiodactyla, Cervidae. The record is from RefSeq and is a predicted model, not a curated record.
GGCGGGAGGUGAGGAGAGAUCAGGGCUAGGCCUGGUUUGCCAGCCCCACUGGGCAGCCCCGCUCUGAUCUGAUUGGUUAUCUUUGGACAGUAUUCAAACCAAGGAGAGAAAAACUGUAGACUGGCUUUUAGGGCCACUUGAAUGACCCUUUAAGAGCGGAGGCUGUGUCCCACAGACAGUAGCAUCAUGAAUAUAUUUGAUCGGAAGAUCAACUUUGAUGCACUCUUUAAAUUUUCCCACAUAACCCCCUCGACACAGCAGCACCUGAAGAAGGUUUAUGCCAGUUUUGCCCUCUGUAUGUUUGUGGCGGCUGCGGGGGCCUAUGUCCAUGUGGUCACCCAUUUCAUUCAGGCUGGCCUGCUGUCUGCCUUGGGCUCUUUGGGGUUGAUGAUUUGGCUGAUGGCAACACCUCACAGCCAUGAAACUAAGCAAAAAAGACUGGGACUUCUGGCUGGAUUUGCUUUCCUUACAGGAGUUGGCCUGGGCCCUGCUCUGGACUUGUGCAUUGCCAUCAACCCCAGCAUCCUUCCCACUGCCUUCAUGGGCACAGCAAUGAUCUUCACCUGCUUUACCCUGAGUGCACUCUAUGCCAGGCGCCGUAGCUACCUCUUUCUAGGAGGUAUCUUGAUGUCGGCCAUGAGCCUGAUGCUCUUGUCUUCCCUGGGGAACCUUUUCUUCGGAUCUGUUUGGCUUUUCCAGGCAAACCUGUAUUUGGGGCUGGUGGUCAUGUGUGGCUUUGUCCUUUUUGAUACUCAACUCAUUAUUGAAAAGGCUGAAAAUGGAGAUAAAGAUUAUAUCUGGCACUGUGUUGACCUCUUCUUAGAUUUCGUAACUCUCUUCAGAAAGCUCAUGAUGAUCCUGGCUAUGAGUGAGAAGGUUAGCACCACCCGAAGAGGAAGGACUGGCUCCUGAGCUCAACAUCCAUGUGAUAAGAAGAAGAAGAAGUGAAGCAGCCAUCCAGCCUUCCCCAGUUUGACUUCCUCUCCCUCAGCCCCUCAUUUCCUCUUUGCACACAUUACAGGUGGCGUGUUCUGUGAUAAUGAAAAGCAUCAGAAAAGCUUUUGUACUUUGUGGUUUUCUCUAUUUUGAAUUUUUUGAUCCAAAAAACUGAUUAGAAUAUAGUUUGGAGUUUGGCUUCGCAUUCUGGGGUUUUUCCCCGCCCCCGUUUUCUGACAGCCCCCAUGCCCAGCCUCUUCCUCUGCUCAGGCAGCCAGCCCACCGUGAUAAGGAGCGGGGUCUGCAGCAAAGGCAAACUCCAAGAGUCCGCUCUCCGGCCAAGCUUCACCAAGUGGACCCAGACUGUUUGGUAAAGACGCCUCGGCCCUUCCUUCCUCAGCCGUGUUUGGUUUGUGCACAGUUCCUGUGGGACUGGGCAGUGUGUUUUCCACUGGAAAGACUGCUGGUCCCAUUGUUACUUGGGCUUAUUGUAUCUGAGCUGUCAGCCCCUACAAGGAAAACGAAAAGCCUCCUCUGGUGGAUGCUGAGCUUCCUCUGAGCUGCCCAAGUCACUGCUGGUCUGGCAAACACACCUUUCUGCCUUGCUAUCACAAAAGGAAUGUGGAUUUGUGUGUGUUCCCUUCCCAAUCCCUUAUCUGAUCCUCAGGGAAUCUGCCUGCUUUCCAUCCAUGGGGUGGGAGGAUUUCAGUACAAAGGGAAAUUCUUGUCAGGCAUUUAUGAAAGGCUGGUUAUGUAUGGCAAGAUAUGGAAAAUUCAAACUGUCCCAGUCUUUUUUUUUUUUGAUCACUAUCUUAAUUACUGAGUGGCCUCUAUUAGGUGACUAUGAUUAAGGAUCCCAGGAGAGGAAGGAUAAAAAAGGGGCAUGGUUGAGCCUCUAGGGUGAUUGUAACUAAUCCUGCCAGACAAACCCAGAUAAGGACCCGCUUGAGGCAGGAGAGAGCAAAAUCUCCACUAACUGCAUCUUUGUUCAGACCAGGGGAACCAGCUGUGAUGACUCCGGAGGCCGCGUUCAGAACAGUCCUUAGGUGCAUUUUUGUCUGAUCCCACCCAAGCACUAAUAAGUAGUGUCAGGCCAGAGAUUUGGGGCAGUCGAUAAAUGUCUGUUUUACAGAUGCACUUUUAGGUUUUGGUCUGUUCACCGGUUUCUAGAAAUCUGCAGCUGCCUUUAGGCAGGGGCCAGGUGACCAAACCUCUGGUUUCCUGCAACUUUGUGUUUGCAAGUGUCGGGGACAGUACUAACGGGGGUCACCAGCUCCUCCCCGAGAGCGGCCACAGUCAGCUGGCACAGAAGGGCAGGCAACCUUGGGAGUGGUGGUGUCUCUGGCUGUUCACAGAGUUUCAGCCUAAGGAGGGCUGGAGCCAUCGAAAACUCAGUGCUCGUAGGAUACCAUUUUUGGCUUUCCCUGUUCACAGCCAGUAUACAGUUUGACCCAGUGGCUGCUGGCUCACAGUGUACCACAUCACUGUACCCCAGGAGACAGUUGUGUUGGCAGGCUGUGUGGUUCCUGGAGUGGCAUGCCACCCGGAAGAAUGGCUGGCUUCUGCAGAGGAUACUGCUCUCUGAGCUGCUGUGCCCAGCCUGUCACUUGAGAAUUUACCAGAAGGGAUUUCCUUCCUAUCAACCCCCCACUAGCAACUCUCCAUAAAUUUGUUGAUUCUCUGCUAGGCCUGAGCAUCUGUUACAUCUCCUGAAGCCAAACUCCACCUCUUGUGCUUUUUUGCUUGGGAUUAAAGGAGUUUUUCUUUAGAAACAGUGCCAAGAAUGACAAGAUAUAAAAAACUACUUUUAAAGAAAAUGCCUAACAGGUUUUUAAUACAGUAAUCACUGUAGUUAUCACUUUCUUUUCUAGUUCCUUGGUUUUCAGCUCAGGCUGCAUUCUCUAACUCAUACUGUGAAGACAAAGGUGUUUUUGAUUCAGAAAUAUAUGAAAUCUACAUAGUCUUAAUUUGUAAAAAAUAAAGAAAAUUCCUUAACCUUU